GUCGGUCGCCCAGUACAACGUUUACAAGCUCUUCGCUCACUAACCUUUUCUACACAUUCCAACAUCCCACCAUGCACUAGCUUGGGUCCUUUGACCCGGUGCAUUGUGCUAAACAUCCGGGCUAAGUGCGGUAUUGUAGGGAAGAUGGCGGCUUUGGUCAUCCCUACAGACUGGAUCAAAAACUGGGAAAAAUCAGGAAAAAAUGAGUUUUUACAGUUAUGUCGGAAUCUUGCAGACCAGCCUAAUGAUGACGUGAUGCUAAGAAACAUCCAGGCCGCCCUGUACGAGCUCUCCUGGCACGUCAUCCGUGGGAGCCUGAAGUUGGAGCUGGCGGCCAGCAUUCUGGGGGAUGUUGUGGAAUUACGUGAAGACAUGGCAUCCAUUUUAGCUGAUGUGUUCUGUAUAUUAGAUAUUGAGACUGCCUGUUUGGAGGAAAAAAACAAGCGAGACCAUUUUACUCAGCUGGUGGGAGCAUGUCUGUUCUUUGUGCCGGACGCGGUGCUGAAGGAGCGCCUGGACCCGGAGUCGCUGGAGUCCCUGGGCCUCAUCAAGCAAGCGCAGCAGUUCAACCAGAAGAUCGUGAAGAUCAAGACCAAGCUGUUUUACAAGCAGCAGAAGUUCAACUUGCUUCGGGAGGAGAACGAGGGCUACGCCAAGCUGGUCACGGAGCUGGGACAGGACUUGUCGGGGAACGUCACCAGCCACCUCGUCCUGGAGAGCAUCAAGUCCCUGAUCGGGUGCUUCAAUCUGGACCCCAACCGCGUGCUGGACAUCAUCCUGGAGGUGUACGAGUGCCGCUGCGAGCAGGACGAGUUCUUUGUGCCCCUCAUCAAGUCGUACAUGUGCGAGCACCAGACCCUCUGCCACAUCCUGGGCUUCAAGUUCAAGUUCCAUCAGGAGCCCAACGGGGAGACGCCGUCGUCACUGUACCACGUCGCUGCCACACUUCUCCAGCACAACCUCAUCGAGCUGGAGGACCUCUACGUGCACCUGAUGCCCCCGGACUCCACCAUCGUGGAGGAGCACAAGGGCGAGAUCCUGGAGGCCAAGCAGAUCGCCCGCAAGCUGACCAUGGUGGUGGUGCCGUCCGAGAAGAGCGAGGACAAGGACAAGGAGAAGGAGAAAGAGGAGGAGAAAAACGACAAGCCCCCCGAUAACCAGAAGCUGGGCCUGCUGGAGGCCCUGCUGAAGAUCGGGGACUGGCACCACGCCCAGAGCAUCAUGGAGCAGAUGCCCGCCUUCUACGCCACCUCGCACAAGGCCAUCGCCGUGGCGCUGUGCCAGCUGCUGCACCUGACCGUGGAGCCGCUGUACCGCAGGGCUGGGGUCCCCAAAGGGGCCAAAGGGCGCCUGAUGAAGCCGCUGCGGAACAAGAGGGCCCCGCGCCCGGCCGAGGCGUUCGAGGACCUGCGGCGGGAGGCCUUCAGCAUGCUGGGGUACCUGGGCCCGCACCUCUCCCACGACCCCAUCCUCUUCGCCAAGGUGGUGCGGCUCGGCAAGGGCUUCAUGAAGGAGUUUCAGAAUGAGAACAGACAGGACCACAAAGAGAAAAUGGACACCUUGCUGAGCUGUUUCCUCAGCAUCGCGGAUCAGGUCCUGCUGCCCUCGCUCACCCUGAUGGACUGCAACGCCUGCAUGUCCGAGGAGUUGUGGGGCUUCUUCAAGCUCCUCCCCUACCAGCACAGGUAUCGGCUGUACGGCCAGUGGAAGAACGAGACCUACAUCGGCCACCCGCUACUGGUCAAGGUCAAAGCGCAGACCGUGGACAGGGCCAAAUACAUCAUGAAGCGCCUGACCAAGGAGAACGUGAAGCCUUCCGGACGGCAGAUCGGCAAGCUGAGCCACAGCAAUCCCACAAUCCUCUUUGACUACAUCCUGUCUCAGAUCCAGUGGUACGACAACCUGAUCACGCCGGUGGUGGACUCCCUGAAAUACCUCACCUCGCUCAGCUACGACGUGCUGGCCUAUUGCAUCAUCGAAGCCCUGGCCAAUCCUGAGAAGGAGAAGAUGAAGCACGACGACACCACCAUCUCCUCCUGGCUGCAGAGUCUGGCCAGCCUCUGCGGUGCUGUUUUUAGGAAAUACCCCAUCGAGCUGGCGGGCCUGCUGCAGUACGUGACCAAUCAGCUGAAGGCGGGAAAGAGCUUUGAUCUGCUGAUCAUGAAGGAGGUGGUGCAGAAGAUGGCCGGCAUCGAGAUCACGGACGAGAUGACGAUGGAGCAGCUGGAGGCCAUGACGGGAGGGGAGCAGCUCAAAGCGGAGGGUGGCUACUUCGGCCAAAUCCGGAACACCAAGAAGUCCUCCCAGCGCCUGAAGGACGCGCUGCUGGACCACGAGCUGGCCCUGCCCCUCUGCCUGCUGAUGGCCCAGCAGAGGAACGGGGUGGUCUUCUCCGAGGGCGGCGAGAAGCACCUCAAACUGGUGGGCAAGCUCUACGACCAGUGCCACGACACCCUGGUGCAGUUCGGCGGCUUCCUGGCCUCCAACCUGAGCACGGAGGACUACAUCAAGCGGGUGCCCCCCGUGGACGUCCUGUGCAACCAGUUCCACACGCCGCACGACGCCGCCUUCUUCCUGUCCCGCCCCAUGUACGCCCACCAGAUCCUGUCCAAGUACGACGAGCUGAAGAAGGCGGAGAAGGGCAACCGGCAGCAGCAGAAGGUGCACAAGUACAUGGCGGCGUGCGAGCUGGUGAUGGGGCCCGUGCACGAGGCCGUGGUGUCCCUGCACCUGCCCAAGGUGUGGGACGACCUGCGGCCGCAGUUCUACGCCACCUUCUGGUCCCUCACCAUGUACGACCUGGCCGUGCCCCACAGCGCCUACGACCGCGAGGUCAACAAGCUCAAGGUGCAGAUGAAGGCCAUCGACGAGAACCCCGAGAUGCCCUUGAACAAGAAGAAGAAGGAGAAGGAGCGGUGCACGGCGCUGCAGGACAAGCUGCAGGAGGAGGAGAAGAAACAGCUGGAGCACGUCCAGAGGGUCCUGCACCGGCUUAAACUGGAGAAGGACAACUGGCUGCUGGCCAAGUCCACCAAGAACGAGACCAUCACCAAGUUCCUGCAGCUCUGCCUCUUCCCGCGAUGCAUCUUCUCAGCCAUCGACGCCGUGUACUGCGCCCGAUUUGUGGAGCUGGUGCACCAGCAGAAAACCCCCAAUUUCUGCACUCUGCUCUGCUACGACAGAGUGUUCUCUGACAUCAUCUACACGGUGGCCAGCUGCACGGAGAACGAGGCUCGGCGGUACGGGCGCUUCCUGUGCUGCAUGCUGGAGACGGUGACCCGGUGGCACAGCGACCGCGCCAUCUACGAGAAGGAGUGCGGCAAUUACCCAGGGUUCCUCACCAUCUUCCGAGCGACGAGCUUCGACGGCGGGAACAAGGCGGACCAGCUGGACUACGAGAACUUCAGACACGUCGUCCACAAGUGGCACUACAAGCUGACUAAAGCCUCCGUGCACUGCCUGGAGACGGGCGAGUACACGCACAUCCGCAACAUCCUCAUCGUGCUGACCAAGAUCCUGCCCUGCUACCCCAAGGUGCUGAACCUGGGCCAGGCCCUGGAGUGCCGCGUCCACAAGAUCUGCCAGGAGGAGAAGGAGAAGAGGCCUGACCUCUAUGCGUUGGCUAUGGGCUACUCAGGGCAGUUGAAAGGCAGGAAAGUGCACAUGGUCCCCGAGAACGAGUUCCACCACAAGGAGCAGCCGGUGCGCAGCGCCACGCCCGCCAGCCUGCAGAACGGCCCGGGCAGCGCGGGCAAACCCGCUCCUGCCGCCGCUAACGCCGGCAAGCCGGACGAGGGCGCCGCCGACGACGCGGAUAAGUCCAAGGAGAAAUCUCAGGGCCUCGUGAAACCCGCCAGCAAAACCAACAACGCGACGACCAAAGUGGCCACCAGCAACGGGAGCAGUGCUCCUAGCAGCAACAAAAACAUGAAAGAGAAGGAAGACAAAGAGAAAAGUGGGAAGGAGAAGAAGGAGAAGAAGGAGAAGACGCCCGGCAGCACCCCCGAGGCCAAGGCCGGCGGGAAGGAGAGGCAGAAGGAGGAGCGGUCCGCCAAAGACGAGAAGACGCGCGACGGCAAGGAGAAGACGCCCAAGGCCGACAAGGACAAGCCCAAGAAGGACGAGAAGAGCAAGGAGGACAAGGCCAAGACCGGCGGCGGCGGCGGCGGCGGCGGCGCGUCCGACAAGGAGUCCUCCAAGGAGCGAGACGUGGCCAAGGAGAACUGCAAGGGAGAGAAGAACACCCAGGCUGGGUCCUUGAAGUCGCCCGUUCCCAGGUCCGACGCGGCCGAGACCGAACGGGAACAAAAGAGACGAAAGCUGGACACCCACUCUUCGCCGUCACACUCCUCCGCGGUUAAGGACAGUCUCAUCGAACUCAAGGAUUCCGCCUCAAAGCACUACGCCAACCACAACACAGCCACACAGUCCAAAAGCAAAGAGACGGAGACCGACAAGAAAGACUCAGAGAAAUCCAGAGCCCGCUCCAAAGAAAAAGAAAAGAAAGACGACAAAGACAGGAAGGACAGAAAACGAGACUACUCGAACAGCGACCGCGAGAUGAGUCAGGAACUGAAGCGGAGGAAAGACGAGAACGGAACGAGCUCCUCCAAACACAACAAGAGCGCCAGCCCGUCCGACUCCCCGCGCUCCAACGACAAGGGCAAGAGCUCCAAGUCCUCCAGCAAGGAGAAGGGAGACCUGACCAAGGCCCAGAAAAACUCUUCAGCAGGCAAAAAGGAGUCCAGGCAUGACAAAGACAAAUCUGAAAAGAAAGAGAAGAGGGACAGCACGGGGGCGAAAGAAGACAAGAAGCACCAUAAAUCCUCAGACAAGCACAGAUGAUGCCCGCUGACGCAGCAAAGAAUUCUCUGCUGUGGGCUGCAACACGCUAGGGAACUGCUUUCACCCACCACACGCGUACCACACCAGCUUUUAAUUUCCCCGUUUCCCCCCCUACAAUCACCAUCUAAAAAGAGGACCCAUCGAAAUAUCUAAGAAAUAUGCCUGCAUAGACUUUUUUUUUUGUUGUACUGCCUAGAUAUGUUCUAGUCCUUGUGUUUCAACUUGCCAUUUUGGUUUUCUUACUGUGUAUUUUCAGUAACCAGCUGAAAGUCUCUUUAUUUUGAAUAUUAGCACAAUGUGCUGAUCACAUGAGUGUAAUUUGAAUACAAACAGGUAUUGAACUCCCCCUCUUCCUGUCUUCAGGCCUGCGUAAGUUUGUCUACCUACUUUCUCGAGUAAAACAUCAGAGGGUUUUUUUAGUCAGGCUUUUUUAAAAGAAAAAAAAAAUGCAAUUAAUACCUUUAGCAUCUCUGCAUUUACCUCAAUUAGAUCGCCAUUUUUAUUUAUUUUGUUCUCCUUUUAAUCCACGUUCGUGAUAUUUAGGCAUAGAUAUUUGGAACAAUACAAAUGGUCUAUUUGUAUAUUAUGUACACAAUAAUAAAAAUGGUUUCAUGUAAAAUCCUUAUGUUACACUCAUUUCAGAUGUCCCUCGCUGAAUGUUUUUUUUUCUUCUGUAUGCGUGUUAAUCACGUUUUUAAAAUGAUUUGUAUAAAUUGAAAAAUCUGCAUUUCCUCAUGAGGCAAAUGGAUGGACUGUAAAACUUGGGAAGCUUUGUACCGCAAAACAUUAGUCACACAAACUUUCAGAGCGACUUUUUGGAGUUUUUAAUCUGCUGUAUUCUGCCAGUGUAUGCUUUUUUUCUAAAUAAAUGAUAGUUUUCUUAGUGGGUCAUAAA
Anguilla anguilla (European eel) is the source of this 5740-nucleotide messenger RNA. It is a transcript of the gene thoc2, whose product is annotated as THO complex 2. Gene Ontology annotation, molecular function: mRNA binding. Bases 145 to 4845 code for a protein of 1566 amino acids. Gene Ontology annotation, cellular component: THO complex part of transcription export complex. Gene Ontology annotation, biological process: mRNA processing; mRNA export from nucleus. The transcript has 39 exons. NCBI's taxonomy places the organism in Eukaryota, Metazoa, Chordata, Actinopteri, Anguilliformes, Anguillidae. The record is from RefSeq and is a predicted model, not a curated record.